Molecule: messenger RNA, 723 nt
Organism: Quercus lobata
Lineage: Eukaryota; Viridiplantae; Streptophyta; Magnoliopsida; Fagales; Fagaceae
Exons: 4
Coding region: 1-723 (240 amino acids)
Molecular function (GO): protein dimerization activity
Source: RefSeq, a predicted model, not a curated record
AUGGUUGAUUCUGAUACACCUCCAAUGGGAUUCAUUUAUCAAGAAAUGGAAAAAGCAAAAGAAGAAAUACAGAAAAAUUUCAAUAAUGUUCAAAAGAGUUACAAAGAGAUAUGGGAUAUUAUUGAUGAUCGAUGGGAAAUGCAACUUCAUAGGCCUUUGCAUGCUGCGGGAUACUAUUUGAACCCUUCUAUUCAUUAUGAUCCUUCUUUUGAUCCGGGUUCAGAUAUUAAAUUAGGACUAUAUACGUGUCUUCAACGAAUGGUUCCAGAAGUUAGUGAUAGGAAAAAGAUAGAUAUGCAACUUGAAAAAUUCAAACAAGCAAAGGGACUCUUUGGUAUUGAAGCUGCCAUACUAGCCAGAGAUACUAAACAGCCAGCUGAGUGGUGGGACUCAUAUGGAGAUGACUGUCCUGAAUUGAAAAAAUUUGCUAUAAGAAUAUUGAGCUUAACAUGUAUCUCAUCUAGUUGUGAAAGAAAUUGGAGUGCAUUUGAAAUGGUACAUUCAAAAAGGAGAAAUCGCUUACACCAGAAAAAAAUGAAUGACUUGGUCUUCGUUAUGUACAACUUGAAGAUAAAACAAAAAAGAGCUAAACCAUUGAGUACAAAAGAAGAAAUUGGUUUGGAGAAUUUGUCUUCUGAUGAUGAGUGGUUAUCAGCAGAUUCUGUAGAUUCAGAAGAUGAUAGUGCAGAUUUUGAUGAAGACAAUGAAGGAAUUAAUUUAUAA